Messenger RNA from Heterostelium album PN500, 459 nucleotides. RefSeq lists its product as uncharacterized. The record is from RefSeq and is a predicted model, not a curated record. The transcript has 2 exons. Bases 1 to 459 code for a protein of 152 amino acids. Lineage: Eukaryota; Evosea; Eumycetozoa; Acytosteliales; Acytosteliaceae.
AUGUUUGGUGAUGGUACCCAUUACAAGCUGGAAAAUACCGUCAAAAGAGCAGUCACCCAUUACACCAAAUUAAUCGAUGCCAAUUACCACAAGCUUAACUUCACAAUAGCUAAUUCUAUCUCCCAAGGAAUCACUGUCGAUUGCUCUGCAAUAACACGUAAAUUUAAAUCUGAUUGGAAUCUAAAUCCUUCCAACUACGUGCCACCACUUUAUACUGUUGUUCAUCAACACUCAACUACUAAAGGAUGGAAAGAGGAUAGCUUAAAAGAAGCAGAUAAAAGAUUCAAGUCUGUAAGAAUCAUUAUAGAAAAUGUUUUUGCUCACUUUAAAAAGUGGGCAAUUACAUGUAACUUUUUCAGUUCAAAGGCUAAAAAUAUUAAACAAUUGCUGCUGUCUCACCAUAAAAUUUGGUGUUGUGUUGGACUAUUGACUAAUAGCUUUGUUGAUAUGAGGAAAUAA